AUGACGACUCGAGACGGGUUCUUUCUCCAAAAUGAGAACGACUUACUCCAGCAGGGCUUGAGAUGUGCAGGAGCCAUUAACCCACUAACAAACGUUGGUGGCAAGAGAUCACGUGUCUACGAUGUCAUCGUCAUUGGUGCCGGAUACUCUGGAUUGACUGCCUGCCGAGACCUUUGCAUAGCUGGGUUCAACGUCCUACUGCUCGAGGCUCGUGAUAGGAUCGGUGGACGAACUUUCACGGCAGAAGUCGACGGUCACUUGUACGAGAUGGGUGGCACCUGGGUCCAUUGGAACCAGCCUCAUAUCUAUCGAGAAAUGUGCCGCUAUAGCCUGACUGAGCUGUUGCUCAGCCACGACAAAUCUGUUGGUGUCAAUUACUAUACAGCGUUCCUCAACGGCAACCGUCAGAUCAUUGACCAUGAGAAAGCGGUACUGGCACCCCUCUUUUGCAUGUCAUGA
Molecule: messenger RNA, 459 nt
Organism: Clonostachys solani
Lineage: Eukaryota; Fungi; Ascomycota; Sordariomycetes; Hypocreales; Bionectriaceae
Source: the annotation of a GenBank genome assembly